Dioszegia hungarica is the source of this 6099-nucleotide messenger RNA. RefSeq names its product putative clathrin-coated vesicle protein. The transcript has 9 exons. Gene Ontology annotation, cellular component: Golgi apparatus; membrane; endocytic vesicle. The record is from RefSeq and is a predicted model, not a curated record. Bases 1 to 6099 code for a protein of 2032 amino acids. Lineage: Eukaryota; Fungi; Basidiomycota; Tremellomycetes; Tremellales; Bulleribasidiaceae. Gene Ontology annotation, biological process: intracellular protein localization; retrograde transport, endosome to Golgi; endocytosis.
AUGCCGACCGUGAUGAGUCCUGACGAUGCUGUAGAAGCACUCAAGCUCGAAGAGACCCGGUUCUCGGGCGAUGGCGGGGACUUGGCUCUAUUGCACUCGUUGCGGAAAGCCGAACAGGCUAUCGAGGUUGCGAGCUCGGAAUCUCUCUUGGAGGCUCUUCCCUCGAUACACGCUCUCUUUCUCAAACUCCUUCUUCCUACCCUCACGCCAACUCUCCCCAAACCAGGUCGACCAAUACGCCAUCUCCUCACACGAUGCCUGAUCAGCAUGCAUAAGAAGGUCGAGUCGCGGAGUCUCUUCGACUUUGUCCAGGCGGUACUGCAGGGGAUAACGGACGGAGGCGGGAAGAACAUGGGCAACGCGGAGAAUGUGAUGCGUGUUGCUGGGUGGUUUGUCGUGGGCGAGGUCAUCAAAGAGCUCGGGGCUAAUAUGAUGUCCUUCAUGGCUGAGAUCACCACCGCCGCGGUCAAGGUGCUGAGGAACAGCAAUCUCUCGAUCAUACUCCGCACCCAUGCCAUCCAGGCGUUCACCAAAUCCCUCAACUCCGCCGGGCGGGCUAUUCCCGACUCACUGGUCAAAGACACGCUUAAGGCCCUUCGAGCGGGUCUGCAGGAUAAGGCAUUGCCGAUCCAGCGGGCCUGUGCUGAGGCUUUCGUCGGUCUCAACCUUUACACCGCAGCAACGCCGCUACAGCCCAAUCUGGACGCGGUCCUUCCGCUCGUCUUCAAAAGUCUGGAAACGGCCGACUACCUCACCCGGCGAAGCCUCAGUCGCUUGUUGGCGCAUCUCCUCGCGAGGACCCAAGAGCCCGGAUCAGGGGUCCCGGCGGUGGACACGAAGAAGGCGGUAAAGAAGGAUGCAGAGGUGGAUGGGAACGAGCCGAAUGUCAUCACAUCUGCUCCAGAGGAUCGGACGGGUCGGACACUGCACACCACGCAGGAGAUGCUCAAGUGUCUCUCUGUGACGUAUAACAAACCGGCGACGCCUCGGAAGCUUCGGAACGCUAUCAUUGACGUUUACGCCUCCCUCUUCACCGCCCUCGGUCCUACGUAUAUCGAGAGCCACUAUACGGAGAUCGUCAGACACCUCAUCGACGAGAUUGUUCUCCCGGCUCGAGCGACGUCGACGCGGUAUGAGGUGCUGUCAACGCGAGAAUCGGUCAGGAUACUCUUGCGAGACCUGAUCGGAGUACGACUGCUCUCGGAGGCCGGUCAGGUGAUGGCCAUCCGGGAAUGGUCUAACACCUACCUCAAAGAGUGGUCCCUCACAACACUGCCCGGUACCGCCAACAUGCAUAAAUACGCCCUCAUCGUCGGUCUCGGCGAAGUCGCCGGACUCCUCGAGCAGCUCGGGAACGCCCCUCCGUCCAUCCUCGAGCUGCUGGCGGAGCCGCUUGUCCGGCUCCUAUCGCACGAGAGCUACUCGGUCCGGGUCGCCACUGCCUACACCCUCCGGCGAUUCUGCGCCAUCAAUCCCAGUCAGCUCCCGCGCAUGCUCAAUAUCCUCCUCGUGGACGUGACCAAGGAGCUGGCCAGCCUGGGCUCCCCAGCUGCACCGAGGGAGCUCCCUCAGCGGAUCCUGGGCAAGACGUUUGCGUUGUCGGCCCUGAUGGCGGUAUCGCCCUCCCGCCCGCUGUAUGUCUCGCACGACAUGUCGUCCAAGAUCUUUGAUCUCGCCGUCAGCCUGCUCAAGAAGGCAGGGGAUCACGACAUACCCACAUCCACCGUGGAAGUGCAGGUGGCGUGGUACCUCAUCGCCUCGCUGAUGAGCCUCGGACCCGGCUUUGUCAAGAUGCACCUCCCCCAGCUUCUUGUACUGUGGCGGAACGCACUGCCCAAACCAACGUCAAAAGACACCUCGGUCGGGGAGCGGGGCGGAGCCGAGUGGUCGUUCCUCCUCCUCGUCCGCGAGUGCACCCUCGCCGCGGUUCUGAACUUCCUCCGCCACAAUCAGUCCUUGGUCAAUAUCGACGUGGCUCGCCGGCUCGCCACGCUCUUUACCAACUCGCUGAACUUUGUCAACGGCUUCGCUACCGCCUACGCCGAAGCGCUUCGGGAGCAAGCGGCCACGAAUCCCAAUGCAACAUCCUCCCCCGCGGCUCUGAGCAACCACCCAAGUCUGGUCGAGAGAGAGGCCAAUCUCCGGCGGCGGGUUCUGCAGUGCUUCACCUCGCUUGGGCCCAGCAGCGCUACCGAGUCGAUGCAGUCCGCUCUGCUUCAGGCGGCCAUUACGGUGUUUGCCGACCCAGAGAAUUACUCUGGGUCUGCAGCGCAGGCGGCCAUUGCUGCUCAGGCUGGGCAAUUUCAGGGGGUCUGGGGUGCGGUCGAUGGCUAUGCCUUUGGCGUUACAAGCCUGCUGGGGUCGAGAGAGCUUGAAGGGGCGGACAAAGACGAGGGGUUCUUGAAUAGGGAUAAGAUUGAGAUGGCCAUCGAGAGUCAGCUAUCCCACCCCAUCAUAGGGUCGCUGGAGCACGACCUCCUCGACCUACUAUCUUCUCAGCCACUCUCCACGCCGCCUGCUCCCGCACCGACCCAGACCGGCGUCAUCGACUCUGGUGUCGAGCUGUUUGCAGCCAUGUUUGCACACCAGAAUGUCGAGGGAAUGGUCCAGUCACUAGGAACGCUGUCGAGCCACGUCAGAUCCUCGAAGCUCGAGAAGAACCCAGGACGUCGCCAGGCGGUCGUCGCGAAUACUAUGGCAGUUCUGCGGCGGAGUCUUGCCAAUGCCGAUGGAGCAGGACAGAGGGCAAAGAAGAUUCUCGGAAGUGUGCAAGUCAGCGAUAUGAUCAAGACUCUGCUCCAGGAGGCCGUCCUCGAUCCCCAACCCUCCAUCCGUCAAGCGGCCGCAGACUGCAUGGGCCUACUCAGCUCCAUCGCCGGCAGCAACUACCUCACAUCGCAAAUCCAAUGGCUCGUCGAUCAGGUCGUCAACAACCGUAUACCAGACUCCCGAGCUGGCUGCGCGCUGGCUUUUGGAUCAAUCUACUCCAACGUCGGCGGUCUCGCCGGCGGACCUAUCCUCAAAACCAUAGUCAAUAUCCUCAUGUCGCUAGCGACCGAUCCGCACCCUGUUGUCCACUUUUGGGCGAUGGUCGCUUUGGCUCAGGUCAUCAACGCGGCGAACCUGUCAUUCGAGCCGUUCAUCACCAACACCCUCGGUAUGCUAUCCAGCAUUUACCUGCUGGACACACAUGAGCCUGAUGGCGGAUCCCUAGGCAGCGUCAACCUCCGGGGCGAUCUACCGGCUUAUCAAGCCAUGUGCCGAAUCCUGCAUGCCAUUACGGGUGUCAUUGGUCCGGAACUGCAGGAGCCGGGUAGAGUCCGCUCCCAGGUUUUCUUGCUAGUUCACGAAUUCGGCGAGGAGAUAGACGAGGGGCUCGCUGUCGAGGCAAUCAAAUGCGUCCAGCAAUUCCUCAUGUUUGCGCCCGCCGAGGUCGACGUCCCCGGUCUUCUCGCCAAGUUCCGGACGCUCCUCGCAUCGAGUCGACGACCGCUCAAAGGCGCAACCAUCACAGCCCUAUACCAGAUCGUCCAGCGGGACGCGGUCCUCAUCUCCAAACUCGGCGGAAAUCAGCUAGUCGAAGACCUCUUUGGUCUGCUGGACGAUGAUCCGGGGCUGGAGGGGGUCCGAAACGUCAUCACUGCCUGGUUGCAGCAGACGGCGUCGUCCCAGCCCAGCGGAUGGAUCGACCUCUGCCAGCGGAUCAUGACCCGCACUGCAGCAUCGGCUGCGGCUCAGCGGGCAGCACAGGCAAAAGCGAACGGCCCGCAAUUCAUCGACGACGAAGGCGAGUCAUUUGCUGGCGAAGCGGGCGCAGCCACCAACUCUACCGGUCUCACCUCUCGAUGGCGGACUCAGCUCUUCGCCCUGCAGUGCCUGCACAAUAUCAUACAGGCCGUAGCGGACGGGAACCGUCCAGAACACUUUGACCCCAACCUCGCCGCCACUCUCGGCCUACCCACCCGACAGAUGCUCUUCUCGCGCGUGGCGGAUCUGAUCCGUAUGGCGUUCUCGGCCUCCGCGGCGCUCGUCAUGGAGGUCCGAUUGCAGGGUUUGGUCGUGCUCCGGGAUGUGGUGUUGAAGUUCGCGACGGCGGCGGAUCCGGACUUUGAGGGGUCUCUGUUGCUCGAGCAGCACCAGGCGCCUAUCGCUGCGGCACUCACUCCCUCGUUUGGGAGCGACUCGGCGCCGGAAGUGUUGGCGUUGGCUGUGCAGGUCUGCGCGGUGUUUGUGGGGAGCGGAGUGGUCAAGGAGGUAGGAAGGAUGGGGAGAAUCUUGAAGCUGUUGACUGGGGCUUUGGAGCAGUGCAAAGACGGAGACACUCUUUCUCUCGGCGACGCCAACAACCUCUCGAUCAACGCCUCAGUCAUGCUGAAAAUCUCGAUCUUGGCAGCCUGGGCGGAGCUGGAAGUAGCUGGUGUCCGACAGACGUACCUGAAGAAUGUCAUCGAUCCGUACCGAUGGCUCUUGGGUCCGCACUGGAUCGGGGCGCUGCGAGAUUACGCUGGUUUGCGAGCGGACCCGGAAAUGGGCAUGGGGAUGGGAGGUGGCGAUCUGGGUCAGGGCCUGGGCCGGGAUGUGCUGUUACCGUACUAUGAGCAGAGCGUACCGAAGUUGCUUCACGCUGUCGCCAUCACCUUGUCCAAGUCCGACCUCUUCGCUCUCGGCGCAAUGGACGGGCAGACCUAUAAUUCAUCCGCUGAGCCGGCUUCUGUCGCGUCCGUUCGCCCGGAACCCUGCGCGAGCUUUUACACCAUGUACGGGCUCGCGUUUGAGACACUCGUCAAGUCCAUGGGCGACUCGGCCACGACCGCCAUGGCGUCGGUCGCGCUCAGAGCAAUGACCAGUCUCGUCAAGCCUCAGCUCAGCGGUACCACCGUCUUCGACGGCGCGUUCUUCGACGAGCUCUGUACCGUCGCUUACCGGGUCGGCGUUAGCGAACCGGCCGUCAUCAAAGCGGAUAUGCUGGAGGUAAUGGCCAGCUCCGUCACCUCUCGCAAGGGCGUCAUAGCCACGGAUCAGGCGCAGACCCGACGCGCGCUGGCGGUAGUCACCUACACCCUUCGGCAGAUCAUCCCCAGCGCCGAGGUCCGGACGGUCUUCAACUACUCCGACUCGGCUCCGGAACGGGUGGCUUGCCUCCGAGCGGGCUUCUCGGCGUUCGGCUGGAUCGUGGACUGUAUUGAUCCGGUCCAGCGGGGAGAUCUGUGUGCGGUCGGCAUUCACCUCUUUGCGGACCUGCUCAGGGAGGAGAGCCCUAUGGAUCUGGCUGGGCCAUGUCUCCCGGCGCUGAAGGGGCUGGUGGAUCAGUGUGUUCUGGCAAACGGGGCCAUGGGGGCAAAGGUGGUUCAUGGGCUGCUCAGUGCUUGUCUGACCAACAUUGACGAAAUGAGGACACGAGUCAACUCCGUCGCCAGUAUUAAGAUUAAGAAUAACCUCCUCGCCAUCACACUCCUCAUGACUACCCUCUCCCCCUCGACACAAAUAUCCAAACCACUCAUCGAGCAAGUCGGCUACACCCUAACGCAAUACCUGGGUGCAGGUUCCGAGCGGCCAGAGCUGGGCCUGACAGCUAUCCACUGCGCGACCACCUUCCUCGCCACCAGUCUCCGACCGGCGGGGCCAAACGGCCAAGUCAGCCCCAUCCUAUCGCAUACCAGCCUGUACAUCCUCCCGGGCCUGGUUGGCUAUCUGGCGGAAGCGGUCGUCGCGUCCGCAACGGCCGAGUCGGAAGCCGUGGUGAGAUCCACCGCGGAGGGAGUCAAGGAGGUCAUCAAGGCUUUGGUGACCUGGACGAGCGGUCUCUCGGAGGAGCUUCGACCUCGAGGCUACUCGGUCCUUCUCCCUAGUCUCUCACUACUGCUCGACCAAUCUCCGGGACAGCAAUCGCAGCUUCACCUGAUCGCUACGACCACACUUCUCGGGCUUGCGCAAAAUAACCCAAAGGCCUUCCGAGAUGCCACCAUGGGAAUGGAGGAGGCGGAUCGUGGUAGGCUAGAGAAGGGGAUCAGAGAUGCUGUGGGGGGAGGGGCGGCGCAGAAGGCAGUUGGCGGAUUAGGCGCGGAGAAGAAGGGUAUAGAACUCAGGAGCUUCGGGUAG